Leptosia nina is the source of this 297-nucleotide messenger RNA. Lineage: Eukaryota; Metazoa; Arthropoda; Insecta; Lepidoptera; Pieridae. The record is from the annotation of a GenBank genome assembly.
AUGCAGUUUAUUUCACAUUCAUUAUGGAGCGGACGUGUCUUAAGUGUGAGCGUCGCGACGAAUGCGUGUGUGGGCCGCGACACCCUUAGCGGGUGUGCGAGUGGUUUGAGCGGGGUGUAUCGAUCUGGGGCGGGCGCGUGCGCUGCGGUGUCUGCUGCGGGCGGCAUCCCUUGUGACUUCUCUCAGUUCCACCCGCGAGCCGCGCAGUCCGCAGCUGGCCGCGAGGCGAGCGACUGCCUCCUACACCUCGCCAACAUUCGUCACUUCAAGCGCGCGAUAACAUUACGACAACCUUAA